AUGUUCCACCUGGCGAAAGGGCUGUACUCCAAUUGGAAUCGCAAAGAGCAGUACUCUAUACUAAUAUUGGGACUCGAUAAUGCGGGGAAAACGACGUACCUUGAAACACUGAAAAAAGAGUACUCUAGGAGUUUCAAGCCUCCUGAAAAGAUUACACCAACUGUUGGUCAAAACGUCGCUACAAUCCCCAUCCAGGAUUGCAUUUUAAAAUUCUGGGAUGUGGGAGGGCAAGAAACCCUACGAUCUCUCUGGGCAGAAUACUAUGCACAGGCACACGGUAUCAUAUUUGUGGUUGAUAGCACAGAUCGGACUAGGCUAGAUGAGUGUCGCGAAACUUUACGCACUGUAGUAACUGACGAUGAGAUCGACGGAAUUCCCGUGCUCAUGCUUGCCAACAAACAGGACCGCGAGGAUCGCAUGGAGGUACAAGACAUAAAAGAGGUAUUCAACAAGAUCGCUGAGCACCUAGGUGCUCGUGACAGUAGGGUUCUGCCGAUUAGCGCUCUCAAUGGACAAGGUGUCAAAGAGUCGGCAGAAUGGUUGCUUGUGAGGUUAAAAAGAAAUAAAGCCAGCAAACCACCGUUGUAUAAAUGA
Lachancea fermentati is the source of this 594-nucleotide messenger RNA. The record is from the annotation of a GenBank genome assembly. Lineage: Eukaryota; Fungi; Ascomycota; Saccharomycetes; Saccharomycetales; Saccharomycetaceae.